CAAUUUCUUUCAUUUUGGUUUUGUAAAGCCGAUGCACCAGGAUAACCAAUGUCACUUGUCAAAAACGUUUCUUUCAUUCUAGACUUAAUCUGACAAGUGUUUCUUUUGCCUCACUCAAGCCGCCAAAACCGAAAUAAAAUUACAUUUGUCAGUAAAAUCAAUUAGUUACUUGGUACAAUUUAACAUCUCCCAGCAUCACGUAAAAGACGCCGAAGGGAAUAUAAGUGAUUUAUUUGUGGCUGUGAUACGUUUAGCCAAACAAUGUUCUUACAAAGAUGACGGCUGUCACGUAAGUUUAUUCUAACAGGGGAAAAAAAAAAUAGCGUAAUUCUAAUUCUGCCCCGGUUGAAUGAAAACCAGAAAGCGAAGAUGCAGACCGGCCGCGCGUGUGUUAUUGUGAUAAUAUUGUGACUGCACCUGCAAACAGUUGGUUUAAAGUACAUUUGGAAGAUCUAUUAAUUUUAACAGAAGACACUAAUAAGAUGAUUGUACAGAGCCACAAAAUGUGCUAAUGGAAGCUUUAACAAAUACGUCAAAUCGAAAAAUGAUAAUAGCAAAAAUAAUAAAGAAAAAAUUCUAACCAACAAGAAGGCUUUCCAAAACCGUGAUUGGGUAAUUGUACAAAAAGAAGAAAAUAUUCGACGUUCUAAGCUCGCAUGAAAUAAGUUACAAGAAAGAUAAAUUGCUAUUUUUAUUUUUGAUUCACCGCUGAUUAUUAAAAUGGGCAAGAAACGCGCAAUAUUUCAAUCUACAUUAAGACCUGUUUAUCGCGUUUUGAAUAUACCGAAAAUAUGUGUAUUUAAAUUAAAAGAUUAAAAAGGUGGAAGAUUUAGAAAUUUGACAACUUAGCAGUAAGCAAAAGAGACGUGUCUAAUAGCCCUUCACUCAAGGUUUUUAGUUUAUUAGCUAAUCAACCCUGGGAUCGAAAUAAAAUAUAUUUUACAGGAAGUUCAAGCCAAUUUGAGGCGAUUUUUAUUGGUUUCUUUACGUCUCACGUGAUCACUCGACAAAAUACGGAUCUUACAACUUCUUUUGUGGCUGUGUUUUACAAAGGGGGACAAUUAGCACUAAAAAUGCCAAGUGCAAAGGAUAUCGUGCAACAAUGGCUGGCAUCUUUUACAUUCAUGAAUAUGGGAAUAUUGUUAACAGUUACUGAAACUCAUACAGCACUGUGACUUUGAAUUCACACCACUACGACCGAAGCAGGUUUCAUCAUGCGUCGGUUUCACAGCACUGGAGUUUCCUCGCUUCCUCUUGGUGUUUUUUAGCCACAAGUCGGCGGGAAUUUUUCAGUUUGAUAAUGGCAACAAACGGUGAGGUCGAGGACAGUGGCAAUCGCCUUGUUAUCAACGUGAGUGGAGCUAUCUUUGAAGUAAGCGAGAGUAAGUUGGAUCAUUUUCCGCAGUCUUUACUCGGUUGCCCUCAAAAGAGACGAAAAUACUUUGAUUCGCAUCGAGAGGAGUAUUUUUUCGACCGCCACCGGCAAGCUUUCGAGGGGAUAUUGUUUUACUAUCAGAACGAAGGGAGAUUAAUUUAUCCGGACAAUGUGCCCGCCGAAGUGUUUGAUGAAGAAGUUAAGUUCUUUAUGCUCCCCGUUGAGCCAGACAGCUGUGAAAAGUUAGAAAAGGCAUUACUGGGAGAUCGUAACCGCUCUCGCCCGCUAAACGUUUGGCAAAGAGUGCUGUGGGAGUUGUUUGAAUUUCCAAAUUCAUCCUUGGCUGCCAAAAUGUUAGCAGUUCUCUCGCAGGUGUUUAUUUUGGUAUCCUUGGCAGGUUCUUGCUUAAGAACUGUUGAAUCGCUUCAAACCAAGCAUGUAAGGGAGGCGAAAAACUACCAACAACAUAACACGUCCGCAGUUUACUCCGAAACAAAAUCAGCUGGGUCGUCAAGACUACACGAAGAUGAAUGGUUUUCAUUCGACCUUGUUUGCUAUAGCUGGUUUACUUUAGAAUGCGCUGUGCGAUUGCUCGCCUCUCCAAAUAAAGGCGAAUAUUUUAAAUUGCUCCCAAACUGCGCUGAUUUUGGGACGAUCCUAGUUUUUUAUUUAAAGCUUAUCGUGAAAAUGAGCUGGCCUUCAGCGAGGACACUCGUGCGCUUAUUGGAGACGUUGACGGUCAUUCGCAUUUUAAAACUCUUGCGUUAUUGGGAAGGAAUGAAAAUUCUCGUGUUCACUGUUGUAUCAGGCAUUCGCGAUCUGGGCCUUUUGGUAACGUUCGCCACAACUGUGGUUAUUUUGGGAUCUAGCGCUGUGUUCUUUGUGGAACUUAACGAGGACGAAGAUAGCGACUUUGAGAGUAUUCCUGACGCGUUUUGGUGGGCAAUCAUUACAAUAUGUACUGUUGGUUAUGGCGAUAAGGUUCCCGCCACGACAAUGGGAAAGUUUUUGGGCGCUAUUUGCGCUGUACUCGGCACAGUUACUGUGGCGCUUCCAUUGUUUCGUUUCGCGGCUCAUUUUCGCACAAAAAUCGAAAACUCCACUUAUAUUCAAUCUUCUCGCGAUCGAAAUCCCAGAAGGUCGACAAGAAAAAGUCGGUAAAAUCAUCCUUCAAUUCAACAGCGCGUUGAGGUUUGAGAGCUUUAAUAAAGCCACAAAAUCGACGUAAUUCGAAAGAGUCGAACACCUGAAGCAAGAGUAAUUAGUAAAGGGUACAUUAUGGCAAGAAGAAAAAAAAGUUAUUAAUUACACAAGAAAUUUGAGUUGUGAACAAAUUGACAGGUCACCUUGUACAUGUAUUCAUGAAUUACUAUCGAGUUAGUCAUUUUUCGGGAAGAAAGUGACAGAUUGAAUAAAUUAUAUCGAAAUUAUGAGUAUUUUUUUUUAUAACAUUCUCAAAUUUCUUGUUUUUCCUGAGAUAAAAUUAAGACGAGAAAAAUUAAAGGAGGAGAGAAAACAACCAAGCAAAAUGAAAUUAUCUCAUUGCCAUACAAGGAAAAAAUUAAA
This is a messenger RNA of Orbicella faveolata, 2941 nucleotides long. RefSeq names its product potassium voltage-gated channel subfamily A member 10-like. Gene Ontology annotation, biological process: protein homooligomerization; potassium ion transmembrane transport; action potential. The record is from RefSeq and is a predicted model, not a curated record. Lineage: Eukaryota; Metazoa; Cnidaria; Anthozoa; Scleractinia; Merulinidae. Gene Ontology annotation, molecular function: protein binding; delayed rectifier potassium channel activity. Gene Ontology annotation, cellular component: membrane; voltage-gated potassium channel complex.